CCUAGUGCUUCCUUAGAAACUAGUCUUGGAAAGAUCUUUCCUUUCCUUAUGCUCUGAUACAGUUGUAGCUACUUUUCCAGGAAAUUCUACCCAUGCAAGUACUAAGAAGUCUGCGGGUGUAGCACCUGUUGCCAUGGGAACCAAGGUGUCCAAAGCCAGGCAAAGAAGUCCUCCCAUUGGUCCCCAUCCUGAAGAGCAUCAUGGGACCUCUCAGGCUGACAAGGCCCCACCAGUUGGCAAUGGAGUGUCUAAAGAACAGUUCGGGGCAACCAAAGGACAACCAGCUAACCAGAUGUCAUCACAAGUGGCUGCUGAGAUAGUUUCCGGAUGUUGGAAGACAAUAGAACAACAGUGUGCAGAGUACCAGUCAGGUACACAGGGCAGUAAGGACAAAGCACAAGUUGGCUGGCAAGAAGUUCGAGUCUUCGUUUCGUCAACCUUUGCUGACUUUCACGCUGAAAGAGAAGCACUGGUCAAGAAGGUGUUCCCUGAACUGCGGGAGUGGUGUGAGGGGCGGCAGCUCCACCUGGUGGAAUGUGACCUGAGGUGGGGGGUUCCCAAGGACUCCACCUCACAAACAACCAUCAGCAUCUGUCUGGAGGAGCUGGACAGGUGUCUCAAGGAGACUGACGGGCAGCCGUUCUUCUUGGCCAUGCUGGGCGAAAGAUAUGGAUGGAUACCAUCUACUGAAGAUGUGUCAGCUGACAUCAGGGACAAUUAUGAUUGGGUGGACCACCUGUCAAUCACUCAUAUGGAGAUUACCCAUGGUGCACUCCGUCCAAACAACCCCAAUGCAGCAUUCUUUCUCAGGGACCCCAUGUUUCUCAAGGACCUACCUGAGGAAUUUUACGGCAAAUUUGUAGAUGAUGAUCCACUAUGUGUAGAACAACUUAAGGAAUUAAAGUCUCAGCUCCAUCUAAAGUUUCCAGACCAGACCUUUGACUACAGGUGCAAUUUCUCUGAUGUACAAACAGCAGACAACAAGGUGCAGUUAUCAGAUCUGGAUGACUUCUGUUCACAGGUGGUCCAGUUCUUCAAAAAUGCCUUCAAUAAAAAAUAUCCUGAAGACCGUUUGCAGAAUGAUCCUCUCAGCCUAGAACUGCUGCCCCACGACACGUACAUGCAACAGAAAGGCCAGCUGGUUCUUGGCAGAGAAGCUGAGAUGGAGGCAUUGAUGCAGUUUGCUACAGGAGAUGACAACAGUUCCUCAGCAGUACCCUCAGCCACAGACUCUGAACAAACUGGAGAAAGCAGCUUCCCGAUAAUGAUGGUGGUGGCCCAACCUGGCACUGGCAAAUCUGCUCUCAUGGCCAAGUUCACCAUGGAAGUCACUCAGAAAUGUGACAAUGUCUUAUACCACUUUGUUGGAUGUGGACCUGACACCAUGGAUCCAGCCAACAUUCUUCAGAGACUGUAUAAAAAACUAGACAAAUCUGGAUCAGAAAGAGAAACAGAACAAGACAAGGAGAUGUCACCUGACCAGCUGAAGGAGAAGAUACAGAAACAGCUGCGAGACUUUGGGGAGACGGAGGAGAGGCUCAUCAUCAUCAUCGAUGCUGUCAAUCAGCUUGCAGAUCACAGCUCUACCUACCACUUGGACUGGCUAGCGCUGACGUUUCCCUGCAACGUUCGCUGCAUUGUCAGUACAACAGAACACCCUCCCACUCUGAGCAGGCUGAAGGACAGACAACCUCCUCCCUGUGAGCUCACUGUGCCUGAUCUGGACAAGAGCACAAGACAAGACAUUGUCACUAGAUACUUCAAGAGAUACAAUAAGGCCCUGGACAAGGAGCAGUUAGAACUGCUGACAUCAUCAGAUGGUUCCAGUAACCCCAUGUGGUUGGCUAUUGCCUGUGAGGAACUGCGGGUGUUUGGAGUGUUUGAACAGGUCACAGCAAAGAUCCAGUCCCUGCCACCAUAUUUGGAAGGCCUGCUGUCCAUGGUGAUCUCACGGGUGAUCCAAGAAGAUGAGACCAGGUGUGCAGAGAAGAUGCUGUGCCUUUUGGAGUGCUCACAGAGUGGUCUACAGGAGACCCAGCUUCAGGUGUUGCUAGGUGACCCUGAGACAGCCACGCCCCUGCCCAUGCUGACCUGGAGUCAGGUGCACAGAUCACUCAAACCCUUCCUGAGGAACACCACCGGCCACCUGAACCUGCCCAGUAUGGACUUCUGCCACAACUCCAUCAGACAGGUGGUGCAGGAGACCCUGAUGAGCAACCAAGCAACUCAGCAGAACUACCACAAGCUGCUGGCUGACUACUACCAGGGUCAAUGUGCUAGCCAGCAGUUGGUGGCCUUGGAGUUGCCCUACCAUCUGCAGCAGGCUGGUCUGCAUUCCCAGCUGGUGGAGUUUGUUAGGAAAGACCUUCGCUCACUCCAGAUGGGGAUGUACAGCAGGCAGAAAUACAUGAAUGCCAUUCGAUGCAGGACCCACAUCCCACCAGGUGGGUUUCACGGCGGCCAUGUUGCCCAGAUCGUGAUCUGCAAGAUGUGCUCCAUGCAGAUGCAGGCCUUCACACCUGCCAGGACAAUGAACAAAGACACCUGCGUCAUCUGUGGUCACUUCACUCCCUUCAAGAAAGAACAGCAGAAGGUCCAGUUUUGCAUGCUGCACAAGCCUCCUCUGGUGGCGCCCGGCCAGGACUGGUGCCUGGUGUGUGAGAAGCCUGCCAUCGCUCUGAGAGGACGACAGAAUGACCCAGCCUACCUCUGUAUGAUGUGCAGUGUAGGGAUAUGCACCAACAGAUGUGCAAAGGUCUAGUAUGUAUGGUAUGGUUAAAAAAAAUAAAGGUAGUCCCAUACUUUU
Branchiostoma belcheri (Belcher's lancelet) is the source of this 2806-nucleotide messenger RNA. Its product is annotated as telomerase protein component 1-like. The transcript has 17 exons. Gene Ontology annotation, cellular component: Cul4-RING E3 ubiquitin ligase complex. The coding region runs from base 134 to 2761 and encodes 875 amino acids. Gene Ontology annotation, molecular function: ATP hydrolysis activity. Lineage: Eukaryota; Metazoa; Chordata; Leptocardii; Amphioxiformes; Branchiostomatidae. The record is from RefSeq and is a predicted model, not a curated record.